AUGAUACAGAGUAACAGCCGGGCCAGGAACUUGGGUAGAUACAGAUUAGUUUGUUGUCCAACCAACGGCUAUCUGAAUCAUCGUAGUUCAUCUCGGGAGAAACUGGCGCUUCCAGCAGUUUUGCCCGAUCUUUUCCCGUCUCACUUUCCUUCCCUUUCCUCCUCCUCCGUCGCCCGCCUCACAGCUGGCUGGUGUCCAUACAACUCAGACCGCCGUAAUCCGGCCCUCGAUUAUCCGCCGGAGCCAUUGGGCUGCCUUGCUCUGCUCCAUGACGGCCCCGAGCCUGUAGCGGUGCUCGUUGCGGUCUGGCAGGGCGCUUUCAGGUACAGGGCCCGCGUUCCUGGUCCCAUUUCGUGGGGGCUGAGUGCCAUUCUCACGUUGUCGUCGCAUCUUCCGUUCCAUUCACUCCCAUCCUCAGCGGUGUCUCAUCGCAAUCGCGGCGCCUUUAACGAUACCUACGAAGUGAACGACCCUACACCACUUACGACCUUUCCACCGCAACGCCAGCAGCAGGCUGCUUCCCACACCCUCCCUGACCCCAUCUCCCACCCGUCACUUCGACCCUCGAGCGCUUUGGGAAGUCCUCGUUCGUUGCGGAGAACAUCCCGGCUUUUCCAGAGACCUCCCUCGGUAGAUGUUUCCGGGCGCCCGUCUCACAUAGAACAGACUAUCCCUGUGUUGGUGCGACCCGUCUCGGAGCCGACAAGCGGACUCGCUGGAUUGCGUCCCGCACUCUCCGAGGCGCAAACUGAAGAAGACGACGAAGACGUCGACUCGGAAUUUGAAGAUUACUCCCAGCGGCCAGGCGGAUCAUAUUGGCCCAACAGGUCGACCCGAGUCUCCCCGCGCACAGCGUCUGCAAUACUUUGGACCUUGGAGGAGGCAAUUCGCAAACCAUUUCCAUUCACGCUAGAUUUGGAGGAAGUGAAUGCGUCCAUGUCUGACGUAGCAGGUCCCUCUGGUUCGACCGGCUUUGGAGCCAAUGGCCGUACUCAGAAUGGGUCUUCUCGGGCUGCUCAGGGCCCGGUCCCUGUUAACCCACACCCACCAAGUGGUGUGCGGACGCCUACGGACAUCAUGAGACAGCGCCGGGAUCGAGAAGCUCGCAAGAAGGCGGAACAGGAGGCGAGAGACCGGGAGCAGGAUGGAUUUGACAGGCAGCAGCAGGAGAAUAAGGCCCCGGGCCAAGCUCAAACUUAUGCUGCUGGCGUUGCCGGUGACAGAACUUCACAACGAAGGGCGCCAAUUCCAGAGCGGUCUUCCACAACCACAAGGCGACCAGAUCCUCAAGCCCCAGCCCAGGUCUCUGGAACGCAUGGUCGACCGACCACAUCAGCCGGACCACCCAAUCCAGCCCAACCGCCCCAAAAUGCCCCGCAGAGUUCUGCGGGCCUCAAACAGCCAGCUCAAGGUUCGUCGGAUCCGCAAUCCCAGCAAUCUCGCCGCAUUCCAUUUCCACACGCGUUCGAGCGAUGGGAAACGCUGUCAUCUCACUGGGAGGGCUUGACUGGUUAUUGGAUUCGCAAGCUUGAACAAAACAAUGAAGCCCUCGACCCUCUCAACCAGCAAAUGGCGCGCCAAGUGACUGAUCUCUCUGCCGCGGGUGCCAAUCUCUUUCAUGCCGUGGUGGAGCUGCAGCGCCUGCGCGCCUCGUCGGAGAGGAAAUUCCAGCGUUGGUUCUUUGACACUCGGGCCGAGCAGGAACGGUCGAAGGAAAUGCUAGCAGAACUGGAGAGACAAGUCAGGGCCGAGAGGCAAGCACGGGCCGAAUCGCUUGCCUCGGUGCAAAAGGCUGAGAGCGACAAGGUACGCGCUGAAGAGCUGUUGAAGGAGAUGCGUCGUGAGCUGCAAAUCUCCAAGGAAGAGGCCCGCCGGGCGUGGGAAGAGCUGGGUCGGCGCGAACAGGAAGAGCGGGAUCGGACCAAUUCCCUGCGUAACGGAGAGCCCACCUUGGUCGGAGGAGUCCAAGUUGUACCCAUGAUCCCGGGCCCCCCUCAUCGGCAGACCUCCAAUCGCCCACCGACUAGAGAAGGUCCAUAUGCGGGGGGUGAGAGCGUCCCACAGCCCACGGGGGUGACAGAAAGCCAGUACUAUGCGGACACCCCUGCCUCUCCCACCGGGACCGACCCAUUCGUUGAGGGGCAGAGACCUCUCCAGGAGCCGCCGGCAUCCACAUCAACAGAAGCUCAGAGACCAUACCCUGGGCAUUUCUAUGAGCAGGAGCCCACAUAUCCUGCUCGGCCAACAUCUGAGAAUGACGACCGCUCGUACGGCCCCAGCGUUGCCAGUAGCGAGCAAGGCGAAGAGGAACUUGGUAGCAGCUACCGUCGCAACCCUCAGGGCCAUGCUACUGCGUAUCCACCUGCGAUGUCAGAAGGGAGCGACGACUAUGAGCAGGGGUCAGUGGAAGAGGGCGGAUACCCCCCGACCUCUAUGCCCGCGACCUCGGGAUCCAUGUAUGGAGGCAUCCCAUCCGUCGAUUAUAGUGGCUCAGGAUGGGGCGUAGGGACGGGUUGGGAGUCGAUGACCCCACGCCACCGUCAUCCUACGCGUCUCAGCGAUGUGAUCGAAGAAGAGGAGCCACGAACGACUCCCAGCCGUGCCAGCUUGGCGAGCCGAAGUGUACAGUGAGAUACUCCUGUUGCCGCCGUACAUACAGUUUUCAACAGUCCUUGGGACAAAAAGACGCGAGUUUCUUCUUGCUAUCGUUUAUACCAAAUUUAGCAUUGCCUUUCGCUUCAUCUUACCAGAAUACCACUUGUCGCUUCUCC
Molecule: messenger RNA, 2771 nt
Organism: Aspergillus sclerotioniger CBS 115572
Lineage: Eukaryota; Fungi; Ascomycota; Eurotiomycetes; Eurotiales; Aspergillaceae
Exons: 4
Coding region: 1-2631 (876 amino acids)
Source: RefSeq, a predicted model, not a curated record